Messenger RNA from Colletotrichum karsti, 3612 nucleotides. RefSeq lists its product as uncharacterized. The transcript has a single exon. The coding region runs from base 1 to 3612 and encodes 1203 amino acids. The record is from RefSeq and is a predicted model, not a curated record. Lineage: Eukaryota; Fungi; Ascomycota; Sordariomycetes; Glomerellales; Glomerellaceae.
AUGGCCGAACUUGACCUCGUCCGUCCAUCAACGUCGUACUCCGGCACCUCGGGUUCUCAGAGGAGGUUUCUUCUCUCGAGCCCGGGGCGGCCUCGUACUGCGUCCGGACUCGGCGAUUCUAAAUCCAAAUCGACACCACCAGCCGCCUUAUCUGUAAAAGUCACGAUCAAGUUUCAACCAUCACUCGACCUCACAUACGAGAGGCAAUACCAGGCCUCCCACGACUUCACGCCGACGGAUCAAAUAUGUUAUGCUCUCCUCCGUCGCCUAACACACUGCUCUGACGAGCUGCUCACCCGCAGAGACUCGACUGCUCUCGAGCAGACCAUUCCCCAGAUUGGUGAUGGCAAGCCUCUGCGGUUCGAGCUAAUCUAUCAGAUUUACAGAGGAGGACCGGAGCCAUGGGCCACCAAGUCCUUCAAAUCGUAUCAAAAAUACCCUCUGGAUAAGUCGACCGCAAUGGAGGUCGCCCGUUCCACUGACCGUAUCGUCGGCUCUUUCCUGAAGCUUCACGAUAGAUCUUUCAGGUGGACACACGGCAGGAUACGCGAACGAUCGGGAAGCGAUUUGGAGCUCCUCAAGCCUUUGAGCAACCCAGUAUCUCUUCUUCACAUCCCACAGUCACGUUUCAUCGAUGCUACCCAGAACUGGGAGUUCAUCCCCGGCUACGAGAUCACCCUGCACUUCCGGAGUCGAUGCAAGUCUCGUAGACAGAGGGAAUGGGAACGCACCAUCACCCUCCAGAGCACACAGAGUUCCCCACUAACCUUGUCACAUGGCGAGGACAUGGCCUGGGUUUUAUCAACAGCUAUGCAACGGUCUUUGGAUUCCAGGAAAAUGGCUUUCGACAGACAACAUCGGUCAUGCAACCGAUAUGAUUUCCUAGAAGAAUGCCACCACUCCGAGCAGAAUGCAGUCCAUGUCAGCUUCCAAAUUCGGAAUCAGCUAGGCCUGGACCACAGACAUCUCCGUCGCGAGAUCGAUAGCAACCUGCUUCUUUUCCAGGAUCCUGAUGGACAGGAUUGCCAACAGUUUGUUAAUCAACUUGAGCAUGCGUUCACCGCAGUUCGGGAUGAUACUGAUAAAGAGUUGACAGAGAUGGACGACCUUCGUCUCACAGUUUACGAAUUAUCUGGCCGAGGCUGGAAAGCAGAGAAGCCCUUCGCCAUCUGUCUCGACUCAACCGCCUGCUACUCUCGGAGGACAAUCAAAGCCAUCUUGGACCGAGUUCAGACUGGAGUCGCAGAUAUCCUUGGCGGUAACGACAUGAGUAUCACUCUCAUGGUUCACAAGCGUGGCCAUUUGGUUUUGGACAAAACUCUCGUGGCCCGUUCGCCAUACUAUGCCACGGGACAACGCCAAGGCGAAGAUCCCGAGACUGUGAAGGAUUUGUUCUUAACAAAACUCAAGGAACGAAUCCGAUCCGACAUUUCCAUGGUGGUCAAAGACACGUGCUCGUUGUCCGACUCCGAACCCCAGAAUAUCCGAGUCAUCGAGCGUCCCGUUCCUGCAGCGAAUGACCCUGCUGAAAUGGAAGCUUUGCCGUCAAGCAGUCCGCUCUCGAUCCCGACGCCGACUGGGCCCGUGCCGGAUUCUUUCGAUGGCAGUUCCAACGAACCGUCCGAACCUUUGGCACAAGGUGAAACGCUUCAGGAUGGUGCUUGGGUUGAAACGAUGGCCGACGGCGUCAUAGGCCCCGUGGGGCAGACGCAACAGCCUGAAACCCCAGUUAAAGCACCAAAGAAGGAUCAAUUCGACGAACGCAGCAGUUUUUCUUUCGACUUAUCAGAGGAUAUACUAUCCACAUACCGUUCAUCUUCUUCGUCAACUCCAAGCCUUGUCGACGGCGAUAUUGGUACGCCCCGCGAUAGUCUGCUGGUUACGCCCACCUUCUUGCGAACAUCAUCGGGUCGUCCUCAGCCCUUUGAUGCGAACCCAAACAUUGCGGGUUCCGAGACGUCCGACAGCGAGCUAAUUGAGGAUUCAGUUCUAGGAGAUUCUACCCCGACAAUGACGCGCUUCAAUGGACCACGACAGUUCAACCUUUUUGGAAAGGGCGCCCAUUCAGUAUCGCGGCAGUCUCUCGUAUCAACCGAAUAUGAAGCUGAGAGCCGAUCGUUGGCCGGAUCCGAGCAUGCUCCCGAACCCGAACGUGAUGACGCCCACCUGCAGAAGUCAGAGUUGACGUUGGCAAACGACAUGCCAUCUUCCAAGUUGGUCGAAUCCCAACAAGAAGUCGCUGCUCACGAACCCACUUUGGAGGGUUGGCUGGAGUAUUGUUGCGUGCCAGUCGACGAGGAAGAGUCGGAGAAUUCGGCUGAACAAUCGACUGCAAACCUUGAGCCCAAGGAGUCAUACACGGAAGAGCCUAUGAUUGUUGUCACUCCCGAACAAGCGCAGAUACCGCCGGAACUGCCUCCCCGUCCCUGCGAGGGAUUUCUGGAAUACACCAUCGAGACCAUCGUCGAGGAAGAUGAAGAAGACUCAGACGCCGAAUAUCACGAUGCUGAUUCUAUCGCUCCAGCAGUGAUCGUCUCCAGUCCUUCGAGCUUCGCUACUGCCGCUGAGACUGGUCUUAACUCUCCCAUUAGCCUCGACUUUGCGGCUUCUCCCAACUUCGAUAUGGACAAGACCGCAACGGCAACAAAUACGACUAAUAUCUCCGGAUUAGCUUCGCCUCUCGCACUGGAAGCUGUCUCCACACCACUCGAAGUGGAAGUGACGGAGGCCGAACCGGUUGUUGAGGAGGCAGCUUCAAACUGCGUCUCGACCGCUCCGGUCGUUGCCUGUACGUCCUCACCUAACACGGUUGAGCCUACUCCAACCCCACUUGCUUCUGAGAGCGCCGAGCCCCUUCCUACCACCGAAGCAGAAGAGUCUCCUUUGUUCUCUACCGAACCUUGCGAGCCGAGACUUGACCCCUCCUCCGAGGUUCAUCGAGGCCCAUCCUUCCUCGUUUUGAACGAAGCGCCCUCUGUCUCGUCGGAUGUUCCUCACACGCCGACAUCAGAAUCGGCUCCUUCGUUCAGUGACAGGGAUGAGCCUCGCGAACCGACUACCCCUCCACUGAUGACAGAGACUGAAGACUCGGACUAUUCAGAGCCUUCCGAAGAGCCUUCCGAACCAUCUGUGCCCUUCCCCGAUCUCGCCGUCGAGACUGUCGACCACGACGAGUCGAAGUCAUUAGCUGUGUGGGCGCCGUCAAGAGCUUCUUUCAUUGCCGACGACGUCAUCGACAAUUAUUUCGGUCCAAACCGAAAGAUGUCUAUCCCGAGGUCACUGUACAUGCGGCCAAACUCGAGUAUGACGUCCUUGAGCGGGCCUUUUUCGCACAAGCGUCAGUUCUCCUCGCCAACUGCAGGACUCUUCGGCAUUCAUGAGCCGAAUCGGCUUGACAUUGGACUUCGCGGUGCCCUCUUCGGGCUGGCCAGGUUGCGGAAGCAGGGCAAGCUCGAGCGAAGUAAUUCACAAGUUCUGUUGAAGCUGGAGAACAACAAGGGUAUGGUCAUCGUACCGGGUAGCCAUAGCAAUCCAGGCAGUCGCCGCAAUAGCGAUGCUAGAGGAAUCGGUGGUGCUGGUGUGUUGGGUCUGGGAAGUGCUUAUGCCUUCUAA